AUGUCGCUGAAGAAAGAGUCCCGCACGGACGUGCAGUUCCACCUCGCAGCGCUCCGAGGAGACUGCGACAGGUUGCGGCAGCUGCUCGACACAGGGAAGGUGCACAUCGACUCCAGGGACAGGGACGGCACGACCCCGCUGAUCCUGUCAGCUGCGAUGGGUCACACGGAGUGCGUGCGCGAGCUGCUGGCGCAGGGCGCCGACCCGGCCUGCUGCAGGACGACAGGAACGAGUGCGCUGUUCUUCGCGGCGCAGGGCGGGUUCCUGGACAUCGCGCGACUACUGCUCGACUCAGGAGCUGCCAUCGACGCUCCUAGCAUGGACGGUGGCACGCCGUUGUUCGUGGCGUGCCAGUGCGGUCACCUGCCAGUCGUCGACGAGCUCAUCCGGAGGGGAGCCAACGUCAACUCUUGUAUGAAGGACAAAGCGAGUCCCUUGUUCAUAGCGGCCCAGAACGGUCACGAGGAGGUGUGCGCGGCGCUAGUGUGUGCGGGCGCGGCCGUGGACGCGGCGCGCGCCGACCGCGCCACGCCGCUGUGGAUCGCCGCGCAGUGCGGACACCAACACGUCGCGCGCAGGCUGCUGGCCGCCGGGGCGCGGCUGGACCACGACGGAGCCACACCUCUCUUCAAAGCAGCCCACAAGGGUCACGCUGCUGUCGUUGUAGAACUGCUCAAAUACAAACCAAACCUUGGAUUGCUUCCCAAUGGUCAGUCGGCCCUCCACGGAGCUGCAAUGUUCGGCCAGAUGUCGUGCGUGCGGCUGCUGGCGCGGCGGUCGCAGCUGUCGCUGCGCAACUCGUGCGGGCUGACGGCGCUGCAGGCCGCCGCCGCCGCCCGCAAGCACGACGUCGUCGCCUACCUGCGCCGCCUCGAACACGAACUCGCGCAUACAUGA
This is a messenger RNA of Spodoptera littoralis (African cotton leafworm), 897 nucleotides long. The record is from the annotation of a GenBank genome assembly. Lineage: Eukaryota; Metazoa; Arthropoda; Insecta; Lepidoptera; Noctuidae.